Calidris pugnax (ruff) is the source of this 1823-nucleotide messenger RNA. RefSeq names its product ankyrin repeat and MYND domain containing 2 (gene ANKMY2). Bases 127 to 1503 code for a protein of 458 amino acids. Gene Ontology annotation, molecular function: protein binding. The record is from RefSeq and is a predicted model, not a curated record. Lineage: Eukaryota; Metazoa; Chordata; Aves; Charadriiformes; Scolopacidae. The transcript has 10 exons.
CCGGCCGCGGGGAGGGGACGGGCGGGGGGCGCUGCCGGGCCCGGGCUGCCACCGCCGGCGGGCUGAGCUCCCCACGUCCGGCCGCACCGUCCCGAGUCCGCCUUACCGUCUGCGGGAGGCGGCGCGAUGGCUCCCCCCAGGAGAGGCGACCUGAGCCCGGAGGAGAAGGACUUGCUGGGAGUGAUCGCCACAGGAAACACCGAGGAGGCUGGAAGGCUACUGGGCAGCAAGAACGUCCGUGUCAAUUGCUUGGAUGAGCAUGGGAUGACCCCCCUGAUGCACGCAGCCUACAAGGGGAAGGUGGAGAUGUGCAGGCUGCUCCUGCGGCACGGGGCUGACGUCAACUGCAACGAACACGAGCACGGAUACACCGCCUUGAUGUUCGCCGGGCUCUCAGGAAACAAAGAAAUCACCUGGAUGAUGUUGGAGGCUGGAGCAGAGACUGAUGUUGUCAACUCUGUGGGAAGGACAGCAGCUCAGAUGGCUGCUUUCGUGGGUCAACACGACUGUGUGACUGUCAUCAACAACUUCUUCCCACGUGAGAGGCUGGACUACUACACCAAACCCCAAGGCUUAGACAAAGAACCAAAACUGCCAGUGAAAUUAGCUGGGCCUCUACAUAAAAUUAUUACUACAACUAACAUGCAUCCUGUUAAGAUUGUGUUGCUGGUAAAAGAGAACCCUCUGUUGGCCGAUGUGGAAGCGCUGCAGAAAUGUUACAGGGUCCUGGAUCUGAUUUGUGAGAAAUGCAUGAAGCAGAAAGAUAUGAAUGAAGUACUUGCCAUGAAAAUGCACUACAUCAGUUGCAUCUUCCAGAAAUGUAUUACCUUCUUAAAGGAGCGAGAGGAUAAACUGGAUGGAUUUAUCAAAAGUCUCUUGAAAGGGAGAGAUAAGGAUGGUUUCCCUGUGUAUCAAGAGAAGCUCAUUCGAGAAAGCAUCCGGAAGUUCCCGUACUGUGAAGCUACGUUGCUCCAGCAGCUGGUGAGAAGCAUCGCUCCUGUUGAAAUAGGUUCUGAUCCUACAGCUUUCUCCGUCCUUACCCAAGCCAUUACUGGCCAGGUGGGGUUUGUGGAUGCUGAAUUCUGUACAACUUGUGGGGGAAAGGGAGCAGACAAAAGAUGUUCUGUAUGUAAAAUGGUGAUGUACUGCGACCAGAACUGCCAGAAAAUACACUGGUUCACCCACAAAAAAGUCUGCAAGACUCUGAAGGAAAUUCAUGAGAAACAAGAACUAGAAGCUGCCAAAGAAAAAAGGAAACAAGAAAAAAAACAAAAGAAAGAUGAAGUGCAACCCCUGGAGGGCAGUUCCCCAAGUGAAGAACAGCCCGAUCCUGGGCCAGAUGCUGCCAAAGAAGCGGAUCCAAAUCACGCUCCUGAGCGAGGGGAAGAACCUGAAGUGACCAAAGAGAGGGAGGCCCCAGCCCUGCACCCUGAGAGCCCGGCGGAGAGCGAGGCUGCCUUAGCUGAUGUCACCCUGCAGAAAAUUCAACAUUCUGAGGAGUAAGAAAAAAGGGCAGGAAGGGACUGAGUGUUCUGGCCGCGUCUCUGUAGCUCAAGGGUCCUAAAGAUUCUUUGAUGCUGACCAUGCCUGAGUCCUUACAGCAUGGCCAUUGCAGGACAGCAUGUCUCUCUCCAUCACGAGAUGAAAUACUGGCUAAUUCACCCAUAAAUACUUCAGGUUCUGUUGUAGAUUGUCAAAAUGUGUAUUUAUUAUCUGAUAAAAAACUAGAGUGGCAUAGAUCCAUCUGUACCUGCACCAACAGUAAGCAAAGACCUAUGCGUUCUGUGGUUAAUCUGCCACUUUGUGGAAAAAAAAAAAAAAAA